Messenger RNA from Hippocampus zosterae (dwarf seahorse), 1198 nucleotides. It is a transcript of the gene uchl3, whose product is annotated as ubiquitin carboxyl-terminal esterase L3 (ubiquitin thiolesterase). The transcript has 9 exons. The coding region runs from base 110 to 808 and encodes 232 amino acids. Gene Ontology annotation, cellular component: cytoplasm. NCBI's taxonomy places the organism in Eukaryota, Metazoa, Chordata, Actinopteri, Syngnathiformes, Syngnathidae. The record is from RefSeq and is a predicted model, not a curated record. Gene Ontology annotation, molecular function: cysteine-type deubiquitinase activity. Gene Ontology annotation, biological process: protein deubiquitination; ubiquitin-dependent protein catabolic process.
UAGUGAGUGCGUUUACCUACGCGGAAGUACAGCCCGGCUGUCACACUCGCCUGGGGGUAUCUAGUUUCUUCUCUGUUUUGCUAGCAAACUCAUUGAAUUUGUCUUCAAAAUGAGUGCACCAACUUGGUUGCCACUGGAGGCUAAUCCCGAAGUCAUGACGAAGUUCGUCAACUCUUUGGGCAUGAAGCAAAGCUGGCAGUUUGGAGACGUGUAUGGAUUGGAUCCAGAUAUGCUCAGCAUGGUGCCAAGACCUGUUUGCGCUGUGCUGCUCCUCUUCCCCAUCACAGAGAAGUAUGAAGCAUUCAAGCAAGAAGAGGAAGAGAGACUAAAGAGUCAGGGGCAGGAACUGUCCCCCGGCGUCUAUUUCAUGAGGCAAACGAUCGGCAACGCCUGCGGCACGAUAGGACUAAUUCAUGCGGUGGCCAACAACCUAGCACACCUGGAAUUUGAGUCUGACUCGGUUCUGAAGAAGUUUGUCGAUCUGACCUGUAAAAUGAGUCCGCAAGAAAGAGGUGUCUUCCUGGAGACAGAUGAGAGUAUACGUGUCACACAUGAAUCCAGUGCACAGGAAGGGCAGACUGAGGCACCAAGCAUAGAUGAGAAAGUCAACCUUCACUUUAUAGCAUUUGUGAAUGUCGGAGGGCAACUGUAUGAAUUAGAUGGUCGUAAACCCUUUCCAAUUCUUCACGGGAAAACAACGGAAGAUACUCUCCUCGAGGACGCUUCAGAGGUUUGUAAGACCUUCAUGGCCCGUGAUCCUCAGGAGGUCCGCUUCACCAUCAUUGCCCUCUCCAAAGAAUCUUACUGAGGCAAUCCCCUAAGCGGAGUGAACAUUUUUACUGCCAAAACAUUCUCAAGUGCUGGCUUGAUCUGCAUCUUCAACAUAGCUCAGCGACUGAUUCACAGGAAGCUAAUGAACAUUUUUCAAUUAAAACAUUUCCAUUAAUUACUUUGCCAAACUUGGCUGAGAUUCUUUGGAAGCGCUAGUUUGUUCCUGCACUAAAAUGUUUACAAAAUUGAGCAAAGUGUUCAGUGUUGGCGGCGGUUUUGGAUGUCAAAGACGGUGUUAUGAAGCGCUUACUAAUUGAGCACGUCUCCACCUGGGCGUCAGUCUAAGUCAAGAUACCAUGCCCUUGUGAACGAUGCCUUUGUUUUUUGUAACCAUGUAAAACACUUCUCAAUUAAACACUAAAAUGAA